This is a messenger RNA of Neospora caninum, 555 nucleotides long. RefSeq names its product RAB5C, member RAS oncogene family, related. Lineage: Eukaryota; Apicomplexa; Conoidasida; Eucoccidiorida; Sarcocystidae. Gene Ontology annotation, molecular function: GTP binding; GTPase activity. The transcript has 8 exons. The record is from RefSeq and is a predicted model, not a curated record. The annotation marks the transcript as partial.
AUGGCGGAGGCGACAGUUGCGGGUUUGAACAAAUACAAACUUGUUUUCCUCGGCGAACAAGCCGUGGGCAAGACAUCCAUCAUCACGCGGUUCAUGUACGACACUUUCGACAACAACUACCAGGCCACCAUCGGCAUCGACUUUCUGUCCAAAACCUUGUACUUGGAAGACAGAACUGUGCGUCUCCAGUUAUGGGACACUGCCGGCCAAGAACGUUUCAGGAGCUUGAUUCCGUCCUAUAUUCGGGACUCGUCUGCCGCCGUUGUCGUCUACGACAUCACAAAUCGAGCCUCUUUCCUUAAUACAACCAAGUGGAUUGAAGACGUCCGAGCAGAACGCGGAAAUGAUGUGAUCAUUUCUCUCGUCGGCAACAAGACUGACCUGGCAGAUAGAAGACAGGUGUCCUACGAGGAGGGACGCCAGAAGGCGCAGGAACACGACAUCAUGUUUGUUGAGACGAGUGCCAAGGCGGGAUACAACAUCAAAAACCUCUUUCGGAAGCUGUCUUCGCCAACAGUAAAUGUUAGGCACUUCGCCCCUAUGGUUCGUUCGACC